This is a messenger RNA of Eupeodes corollae, 2435 nucleotides long. RefSeq names its product angiotensin-converting enzyme-like. Gene Ontology annotation, molecular function: metallopeptidase activity; peptidyl-dipeptidase activity. The transcript is spliced from 7 exons. Lineage: Eukaryota; Metazoa; Arthropoda; Insecta; Diptera; Syrphidae. The record is from RefSeq and is a predicted model, not a curated record. Bases 454 to 2265 code for a protein of 603 amino acids. Gene Ontology annotation, cellular component: plasma membrane. Gene Ontology annotation, biological process: proteolysis.
AAUAUUAACGUACAUUGAUGGAAAGUAAUAUGCCUCAAAACAAAGUCGCUUGUCGUUUACAUCUACAUAAUGUCAUAUAGAGGUACACGAGUGUUUUUAGCUCAGCUAUAAUAUCGGAGAAAAGCUGAAACACUUGCGAUUUCUUUAUUAUCAGUGGGCUAAGAUGACAAAAUUGACCUCAGAUAAUUUCAGCCAUAAAAACACUGUGCAUAUAUUACAGUUAUCAUCACAUUAUGCGUUGAGGAAUUGCAAAGAAACAAACCAACCACAUAAACUCGUUGAUAGAAAUACAAACAAAAUUAACCUAUACACCGACGCAACCGACAUCUCUCAGUCUCAACCUUGGAUCUCGGUCCAGAUUCAUUUUUAGUGCGUUUAAGUUUAAACUCAUCUGUUUGUUUCCAAAUAAUUGUCGUGUCGUUUUGUCAGUUGUGUUUCGGAGUUUCAUCAGCAAUGAAGCUGGCGAUUAUAGUUCUUAUAUUGGCUGUAAUUGGGGUUUGCCAAGCAGCAAUAUCUGAUGAAGUAGAAGCAAGAAAAUUUGCGAAAAAAGUGAGUGGGGAUUUGUACAACUUCUAUGACAAUAUAGCUGAGAAAGCAUUUAACGCUGAUGAAGAUGAUUUCGAGUCGCUCUUUUCUAGUGUGGAAACUAUUCGAGCUACUUCAAAAGCCCUUGUAGAAGUUGUUAAGGAUUCAAGGCAAUUUGACUAUAAUAAAUUCAAAGAUUCAGAUCUGCGUGAAGUUUUCAGGACUAUUUCGAAGUCAGCAGGUCUACUUAUCUUGGAGGAGGAAUACUUCUCGACAGUUGCAAGUACACUUAAUUCCCUUAAGGAGUUGGCUAGUGACAAGGACAUUGAGAAAUACAAAUGUAUCGAUUGUGAAUACUUAUCAUAUUUCCCUGAUGUUCAGAAACUCAUUACUCAAAGUAAUGAUCCAGAUGAGUUAUUGUAUUAUUGGCAAAAUUGGAGGGAGAAAAACAGCCAAUGGUCUGCCAUUCAUUUCUACACUCUUAUUCAGUCAUUGAAAACAGCAGCAAAUUUAACGGGUGUUCCGGUUCUUGAACUCUGGUCGGAGUUUUACGAUAUCGAAGAAAUGGAAAAUGUCAUGCUUCAAGUGCGUCCACUUUACCAACAAUUGCAUGCAUUCAUCCGCAAUCAGCUUUACGAAAAGUAUGGACCACUAAUUGUUAAGGAAAAUGGCCCAAUUCCUGAUCAUUUGUUUCAGCAAGUCCUUGCACAAGCUUGGACUAAUGACAGCGUUAUCGAUGAUAUCUAUCCGCACAAAAAUCUUCCCCCUUACGACAAAAUCCUAUCAGAGAAUGAAUUUAAUGCCAAUAUGAUGUUUGGAAUAGCCAGCGACUUUUAUAAGACUCUUGGAUUUGAUCCAAUCCCCAAGGAAUUUUGGGAUAGUCGAUUUAAAUUGAACUCGAACUCCGACACCGGUGACUGCCGGGCUGAUAUUUAUGACCUUACUUCAAAUGUGCAUAUGAAAUUCUGUCACAAGGUUGACUUCAGAAAAUUUCUCCAAGCUCAUGGAUACAUGGGAAGAAUCUACUACGCUUUGGAGAAGAAAAAUUUACCCUUCUAUUACUUUAGCUCAUAUGACUUGGAAUAUCCUUUGGGAGAAGCUUCAAUUCUAUCCGCAUCAACGCCAAAACAUUUAAAGGAAAUUGGUCUAGUGAAGAAUUUCGAUUUUAGCGCGGAUGUUCAGAUGAACAGACUUUUAAGAAUGGGUAUCCACACUAUGAUGAACUUACCGACAUUUUUUGUGCACACAAAGGUCAUGCAUGACCUUCUUGCUGACACAGUCGAUAUUGAAAAUCUGAACAAGCACUACUGGAAGUUAAUGGAUGAGUUCGCUGGAGUCGAACCUCCUACAGAUCGACCUGACAAUUUCUUUGAUUUUCCCUUUAAAUUUUACAUUGAUCUUGAUGAAAACACUCAAGCAAGAAAAUUCGUUUCGGAAAUAUUGGGUUAUCAAUUCUAUAGGAAACUUUGUGAGAUCAGUGGACAAUAUCCUGCGGCACCAUUGAACAAUUGUGAUUUCUUUGGUAGUAAAGCGGCUGGAGAUGCACUUAAAAAAAUGAUGAAAUUAGGUUCGUCGAAACCAUUCCAUGAGGUUUUGGGUCAACUGUUACCUGGAGAUGCAAAAUUAAAUGGCGAGGGUUUACUAGAAUAUUAUAAACCAAUUGCUUCUUUUCUUGAGGACAAAAAUAAAGAAUCAGAAGUAAAGAUUGGGUGGAUUCCAUCGAAGAGAAAGGUUGCUUGAACAAUAAUGGAACAUCUUUAAGCAUAAUAACAAAACGCGUCUUUAUUUUUUAAGAGCUAAAAUUUUGAUGAUUUAAUAAAGUUUUUUUUUUAAAUAAUAAAGAAGUUUAAAAAUACAAAAAUGUAGUGUGAAUAUAAACUUCAUGAAAAUAAAAUAUAUUUUUUCAACUA